AUGGAUAUGAGGCAGCUGAAGUUCAGACUUAAUGAUGAGCAAGUUACUUUUAAUGUGUGUCAAUCUAUAUGGCAGUCGAAGGCUAUAAAAGUGGUGUCCGCUAUUGAUAUUAUUGAUAAUGAUGUACUGACUGGGCCUAUUGAAGAGAAACCUGAGGUUGUGGCAUUAGUAACAAUUAUCAUGAACUUUGACAGCAAUGAUAUUGAUGAGAAUGAGGAGAUGGGAAGGAAGGCAUGUUUCUUGGUAACAAAAUCACAAAGUAGGGUAUCAAGGUAUAGAGCAACGAUAAAGGGUAUCGAAGAAUUACCUCCUCCAGUCUCAAUUAACGGUAUCCAAAGACUUUUGGGUCUUGUUGGAUUUUACCGGAGGUUUAUCAAGGACUUCUCUAAAAUUUCUAAUCCUCUAUUCAAGCUUUUAGAGAAGGAGGUGAAAUUUAUAUUUGUUGAUGCAUGUCUCAAGGCAUUUGAGUGCCUUAAGUAG
Messenger RNA from Capsicum annuum, 480 nucleotides. RefSeq lists its product as uncharacterized. The transcript has 2 exons. The coding region runs from base 1 to 480 and encodes 159 amino acids. The record is from RefSeq and is a predicted model, not a curated record. NCBI's taxonomy places the organism in Eukaryota, Viridiplantae, Streptophyta, Magnoliopsida, Solanales, Solanaceae.